CUCUCUGGGUCUCGAUGUUUGUUUACAAAAUUUUUAGGUUACAAAUAGUGGUUAACCGUGUAAAGUAUAUUUGCAAUAAAUAAACACAGAUCAUUCAAUUAAAAAUGGAAAAUGAAGACGAAAAUAACUUUAAACUGAGACCCAUGAAAUGUGAACUUAAUUAUCUCAGUAAAUCAGACGGAUCAGCUAUCUUAGCACAGGGCGAAACAGUCGUUUUAGUAAGUGUAAAUGGUCCUCUAGAUAUCAAGUCGACCAGUCAAAGCAUAGAAAAAGCUACACUUGAAGUGUUGUUCUGUACUAAAGGCGGGAAGCCCUCGGUAGCUGACAGAUUUAAAGAAAACAUCAUAAGACAGACCUGUGAAACAGCCAUAUUGGGAUGCCUGUAUCCUCGCACUGGGAUAUCUCUUACAAUACAAGAACUUGAAGAUUUCGGAGGAGUAAGUAAACUGCUCACAUGCACAAUAAAUUGUGCGUGCCUGGCUUUGCUCAACUCUGGUAUCGCUAUGCGGCACAUGGUGGCGGCUGUGUGCUGCGCCGUCAGCGAGGAAGGGAAUUUAGUGCUGGAGCCCAGUUACACACAAGUGCAGAGUGCGACAGCGCUGUUGUACUUCGUGUUCGAUAGCCGAGAGAGAAAUCUCGUUACCGGUUUCACGGAGGGUAGUUUCAGCGAGAAUACGUACGAGGAAGCGCUCGCUAGAUGUCGCCUCGCGAGCGAUGUCGUUUUCGACUUCUACAGAGACAUCGUUAAACAAUAUUCGGAUGUUAUUUGACAGACAAUUUUUGACAAGUCACGUGAAUGGACACGGAUGAACUAAAAGCGUGCGUUCAAUAGAAUAUAAUGUUCAGUGUCAAUAUUUUUAAAUAUGUAAAUCCUCUUGGUACAUAGACAUUUCUAAUGACAAUUUAUUCGGUUGUCGGCGGCAAGUCGCUGAGCUAGCUUAUGACAGAUAUAUUAUCUGUUAUAACUUUAUUGUAUAAAUUCCAAACUUACAUUUUUUUAAAAUAUUUUUACAUAAAAUUAAAAUGAAAAAUUAUUGUAAGUUAAAUAAAGAAAAUUAAAGUGUUGGUAUGUAAAUAGUUAAUGAAAAGUUUAAGAAACAGGUUGCACUGUUGUGUUCCGCAUUGUAAUAAUUAUAAUA
Vanessa atalanta (red admiral) is the source of this 1139-nucleotide messenger RNA. RefSeq names its product exosome complex component RRP46 (gene Rrp46). Bases 105 to 770 code for a protein of 221 amino acids. Gene Ontology annotation, cellular component: cytoplasmic exosome (RNase complex); nuclear exosome (RNase complex); nucleolus. Gene Ontology annotation, biological process: rRNA catabolic process; U4 snRNA 3'-end processing; poly(A)-dependent snoRNA 3'-end processing. Lineage: Eukaryota; Metazoa; Arthropoda; Insecta; Lepidoptera; Nymphalidae. The record is from RefSeq and is a predicted model, not a curated record. The transcript is spliced from 5 exons.